Molecule: messenger RNA, 5800 nt
Organism: Phyllopteryx taeniolatus (common seadragon)
Lineage: Eukaryota; Metazoa; Chordata; Actinopteri; Syngnathiformes; Syngnathidae
Product: kinesin-like protein KIF20B
Exons: 35
Coding region: 158-5065 (1635 amino acids)
Biological process (GO): microtubule-based movement; mitotic spindle organization
Molecular function (GO): ATP binding; microtubule binding; microtubule motor activity
Source: RefSeq, a predicted model, not a curated record
AACCGAGAGCGCCAGUCAGCUACGUUGAUUUGUUGUUGCCAUGUUUCACACUUCCCGUGUGUGUAGGUGAAGUUUUCGACCUUUUCCUCGCGUUGGCUAAUUUCUUAUCGUUCAAUUUAUUCAUUUGCUCAUAAAUGUGCCAAGAGGAGCUGGCAGGAUGACGGACUCUUGUCAAAUGGACCAGGACCUUAUGGAAGAUGUCAACAGUUUAUGGUCAGAAGGCAGCAGCAGCAGCAGCCUCUGUGACUCUCAGCUGCCUCAGCCCAGCAACUCGGAAGAGAGAGAACAUCUGAAGGUCUACCUCCGCAUCCGACCUUUCACGGCGGUCGAGGCCCAGAACGGAGAGUCGCAGGACUGCGUGUCCGUGCAGCCUCCGGACACGGUCCUGCUGAGGCCUCCCGGCGCGCCGCUGUCGGCUCGCCUCAACUCCGACAAAGCGGACAAAUCCUUCCUGCAUACCGCUCAGCGCUUCCACUUCUCUCAGGUGUACGGUCCAGACACCACACAGAGAGAAUUGUUCCAAGGAACGGUCAAGGAUCUGGUGAAAGAUGUUCUCCACGGAGGGAAUUCUCUGGUCUUCACGUACGGAGUUACCAAUGCCGGGAAAACCUUCACAUUUUUGGGUCCGGAUGCCGACGCCGGCGUUCUGCCCAGGUCCCUGGACGUGAUCUUCAGCAGCAUGGAGGAGAAGGUGUCGACCGGGAUGAGCAUCAAACCUCAACGCUGCCGAGAGUUUGUCAGGCUGAGUGAGAAGCAGCAGGCUGAGGAGGCCGCCUUCAAGAGCAACCUGCUGCGACACUUCAAAGAUAGUGAGAAGGCCAAGAGCCAAGAGCUGUGGAGCUCGAGCAGGAGGAUGCUCCUUGAAGGCCCGUCGCUGCUCCAAGAGACGACACGAGACCGACUGAGCCUCCAGGUGGAAACUGACACCAAGUUCUCAGUUUGGGUCUCCUUCUGCGAGAUCUACAACGAGAACAUCCACGACCUCCUGGAGGCCUCGCCCGGCGCAGCGGCGAAGAGGACAGCCCUUCGCCUUUCUCAGGACGUGAAGGGCAGCGCCUUCGUCAAAGACCUGCGCUGGGUGCAGGUGGACAGCACGGAUGAGGCCUACCGAGUCAUGAAGCUGGGCAAGAAGAACCAAAGCUUCUCCUCCACUAGGAACAACCAGCUCUCCAGCAGGAGCCACAGCAUCUUUUCCAUUCGCAUUCUGAGGAUUGAGGAUGCCCAGUCUCCCCGAGUGGUCGCUGUCAGCGAGCUGUGUCUAUGCGACCUGGCCGGUUCGGAACGCUGCGCCAAGACUCUCAACCGAGGAGAACGCCUAAAAGAGGCCGGAAACAUCAACACGUCGCUGCUCAUCCUUGGAAAAUGCAUCAACGGGCUCCGACACAACCAGCGCGCCAAGCUGCCGCAGCACGUGCCUUUCCGCGAGAGCAAACUGACGCACUACCUGCAGGCCUUCUUCUGCGGCCGAGGCAAAGUUUGCAUGCUGGUCAACGUCAACCGGUGCGCCUCCGCGUACGACGAGACGCUCCACGUCCUCAAGUUCUCGGCCGUGGCGCAGAAGGUGGUGCUCGUGCCCAGCAGCGCUCCUCCCGUCCCGCCGCAGAAGUCGUCCCGCCCUAACGAGACUCGGCGAGACUCUCCGGUCGGUCGGGAGCGCGGCCUGGAGGACCUGCAGGAGGAGGAGGAUGAAGAAAAGAUGUCAAUAGAGGACAGCGUGUAUCAAAGUGAGGAGGAAGAUGUCGCAGAAAAUGAGGACGAAAUGAGCUUCAGUAAUAUGACACACCAGCAGGUGGCGCUCUUGAGGAGUCUUCAGAUGGCGCUGAAGAAGGAGCGAGCGGACGGCAUGCUGGUGGAAGCUCGCCUCCGAGAGGACAUCAGCAGAGAGUUCGGCGACAUCUUCGCCGAGAUGCAGAACGACUUUGCGGAGCGGCUGGCCAGAGAGAGGGAACUCUUGGAGCAGCGAGCGGAAAAACGUCUGGAGAUAUUCAAGAAGAUGACGGACAAGAUGGCCGCCUGCAGAGACGCUCAGGAGGCGCAGAGCGAGCUCACGUCUCGGGCGCCCUCCUCGUCUCGGCCUCAACUUUCCGAGUCUGCGGGCGAGCUCCGGAGCGACGCUGCGAAACCGGGUGAGAGCGCUAUAGCGGAGGAGGAGAAAACGAGGCUCGUGGCUGAGCUUCAGGAGAAGCGUCGGGCUCUGCUUCAGCUAGAGAAGCGCCUGGCCGACACGCGGGCGGAGGCAGAGCGGACUUGGGAGGAGCACGCCUCCCUGCGGGAGGCGCUGGCCUCCCUCCGUGAGGAGCGAGCAGCCCAGGAGGACGUCAUCGGCGCUCUAGAAAGGAAGGCCCGAAAGACGGAGGUCAGCAAAGCCAGGGGGGAGGCCGCCGCCUCUGUCCAGGACUCGCAGCUCCGCGAGCAGGAAGCGCGGGCCGGAGUCACGGCUGCUGAGAAGAGAAGCGGCGACGAGACGCCGGACCGGGAGAGGAGCGGGAACGAGGAGGUGGGCAGGCUGCUCCAGGAGGUCCGGACGCUAACUGCUACAUUGGAAGCGUCGCAACAUAAGGUCGCCAGUGAGACUCUGAGAGCGGAACAAGCCUCCGCUCAGCUGCGAGCCGCCCAGGAACAACUCCGGCAGACGUCGGCCCGGAUCUCCGUCCUCCGUCGGGACCCGCGGACCGCCCUCAGCGAGCAGCUCGGCGCAGAAAGGCCCCGAGAAAGCACGCGACGCGAGAGCCAGACGUCGGAUCUCGCGCGUGUCAAAGAAGAUCCGGCCCACGAGAAGAUCCCGUUGGAGCGGCCGGAGGAGGGCCUCGACCUCGACCUCGACCUCGACCUCGACCUCCGCCAGGCGACAGACGGCCGUCGAGCGCAAGAGCUCCAACGACAAAGUCGGCUGGUCCGAGAGCUCCGCGAGAAGCUGCGACAACAACAGGAAGCGUCUGAGAAGCAGCUGAAGGAAUUCUGCCACAAACUGCGUGAAGAGGAAGCCUCGUGCGACCGUCUCCGGCAGAAGCUCGGCGAGCGAGAGCUCACGACGGAGCGGCUGAAGACCAAAUUACAGGAAGCGAGCUCCAGGAGAGCUGCGGCCGAAGAAGACCGAGCCCUUUGGGCUGAAGUCGCGUCCUUGAAGGAAAAGGAGGAGACACGAGGUCUGAGUGAGCUGCGAAAAGAUACGGAGGAGCUCCGGCGGCUGACCGCUACGUUGAACGCAUCACAGCCGCAGGAGGAGGCGGCGACCGCCCGGUCCGGCACGGCCGAACUGGAGAGCGGGCUGCGGGAGCGGGAGGCGCAGAUCGCAGCUCUGCGGAAGAAGCUGCAGGAGCGGCGCGAGGACGGCGACGAGCAGGCCCUCCGGGAGUGUCGGCGAAGGGAGGCCGAGCGGCGCCGGGAGCAGCUGGCCGUGGCGCGCGAGGCCGUCGAGCAGAAGGACGCCGAGCUGGAGAAGAGAGCCCUCGAGAUCACCAAACUGAAGGAACUCGCAAAGCAGGACUCGGACAAAGUGAAGCGUCUCGGUGCGGAUCUGCAGCGGAAGGAAGAGGACUCUUCGGACCUGAGAGAAAAGCUGGCCGACUACAAGAAGCAGAUCCAGCAGGUCCACAAAGAUAUCUCCACCAUGAAAGAAGAAGGGAAGCUGUUGACACGGAAGCUGUCAGAUGUGGAGAAGGUGAAGAAGCAGCUUCAGUUGGACCUCACAAACAGAGACAGAACUAUCCAACAACUCAAAGCGGAGCAGCCAGCGGAGAAGAAGCACGACGAGAUGCUGCAGCUGUAUCACCGAGCUCGUCAAGAUCUGGAGGCCGAGCGGCGGCUGGUGGACGACAUGCGCUCGGCUCUCGUGGAGCAGGAGGAGACUCAGGAGCAGAUGGAGCACAUGCUGGAUGAGAAAGUAGAGCUCAUUCAGGAGCUCGCCAACGAGGUGGAGCAAAUGAAGGAGAUGCUGAGGCAGCUCGACGGCGGAGGCGACGCGGCCCCGCGUGCGGACGCCUCGUCACGCGACCUCCGGCGCAGCCUCGAGCUGCUUGAAGAGAAACAGCUGACGGAACGUCACAAGUGGCAGGAGGACAAGAUGGCUCUGAUCGGUCAGCUCAAGGAGGCGGAGGACAAACGCAACCAGGAAGUGAAAAGGUUUGCGGAGGACCGAGAGCGAUACCUGGCCCGGCAGGCCGAGCUGGAGGCCGAGCUGGGCGUCAAGGAGCGGACCGCGGCGAGCUGGAGGGCGGAACGAGACGCUCUGGUCGGCGCCCUGGAGGUGCAGCUUCGCAAGCUUCUCGCCAGCCAGGCCGACAAAGACGAAAUCAUCCGGCGGCUACGCCGCGACAGCGCACGGUUGCCACCGGAGGGCGGCGUGGCGGAGGUCAAAGGGGAGACGGAGGACGGCGAGGGCCGAGAGCGGGAGCCCGACGCCCAGGACUCCUCGGGCGGCCCCUCGGUGCUGGAAUCGUCUCAGAUCUCCACGGAGAACGGGCGCGCCGGACGCUUCCCGCAGCCGGAGCUGGAGAUUUCCUUCAGCCCGCUGCGGCCCGACCGGGUGGCGCUGCGACGCCCGGGCGAGCCCGCCGCCGACGCCGUCACAGUCAAGAUCGCGCGAUCGGCCCGCAAGAGGACGAGCGCCGAGAUGGACAAGUGUCCCAUUUUCAGACACCGCAAACGUCCCACCAAUCGACACAAGCAGGAUGAAGUGGAGGCGGCGAAUCGAAGAAACGGCAAAGUGAUGCCGACACUCGGCGAGCGCAAAGAGGAGACGUCCCGUCCGUCGGCGUCUCCCGGGACCGCCGGCGUCCGCGGCCGAAAAGAAGGAACGCUGCAGAAGAUCGGCGAUUUCCUACAAAGUUCGCCCACGCUGAUCGGGUGCAAAGCCAAGAAGGUGAUGAGCCUGAUGAGCGGCGUGGACUCGAGCGCCUCGUCGUCCGUCGGCCUGAAAAGCAAGAAGAGCAAAAGGAAGUUGCCGAGCGCCGACAUCUGCUCCCCCGCGGACGGGCCCCGGCACACGGUGGUCAGUAACAACGAGGACGAACAAAGCGAACGCCUCAUCGUCAAAAGACGACUUCGCUCCAGAAUUGCCAAAUGAUCCCGUCCGUCAGCACGCACGCACGCUUGGAGCGAGACGAAGCUAAUGAGCUUUGCCUCUUUGAAAUACACUUUCUAUUUGAUCACUGUCACACUGCUAACGCUAGCUAGCGUAUUUGAAUGUCGAUGUGCAAUUUGGGGGGGGGGGGGGGCUUCGCAACGCUAACUGGGUUACCGGUUGUAGGUUUCACGUCACUGUUUGUCUUCACAUCCACCAAGAACACUUGUUUGAUGAUUCAAACGUUUGGAUGCCAUCACUUGCGCCCUAACAUGGCAACAUGGCUGCCCUUGUGUGCUGUGAAGCGAUCACGGUGAGUUUGGCGUGGCCAUCAAAAAACACUGCAAAUCAAUAAAUCCGCCAAUGAUGGAAGCAAAAUGAGUUUGGAUCCUUCAAACGAGCCUCUGCAAAUCGGGCACCUGCAGACUCGCCUGUUUUUUCCUUUUUUAACUUGAACAGUUUUUCCACCUACUAACAUGUCGUCGUGCUACUAGUAAGGGACCAAGAUUACUAGUAUUUGGAACUGGAAGGUGCAGCCUACACUUUCAUUCCAAUAUGACAGGGGUACGUGUGACUCCGUACAUAUAUGUAUAGUUGCGCUCUGGCCGAAUAUGUGUAAUAUUAUUUUUUGAAAGUACGGCUGAUGACUGAACAACAACCAUCUUUAAUGAUAAUCCUUAUCGGCAAUGCUGGACAGUUUAAUUUGAAUCGCUUUCAAAUAAAAUGUGUUUUGCCUGG